GGAUGGAGGAUAGAGGGAAGGGGAGUGGGCGGAUGGAGGAGAGGGUAAUAUUCACUUUCUUUAAAUCCUUCAGGUCUCCGGGUCUUAUCGCUGAGCAUGACAAAUAGUGGAGGUGAGCUGAGGUCCUAUAUAAGCGGUUCAAAAUGAAACGCAAAUCACACAACGCCUCAAGUGAUUUCCAGCCUUUGAAAGACCUCCAGCAUCUUUUCACUCUCACCAUGUGGAAGGCAGCACUCUUGACCCUGGGUUUGUUGGUGGCUCUCGUAGACAGGGUGCGCUCCAACGACGGCCAUCCCUCUUUCUACGGGGUGAAACUGUGCGGGAGAGAGUUCAUACGAGCUGUCAUCUUUACCUGUGGUGGUUCUCGCUGGAGGAGAAGCAUAGGAGACUCAGCUCUCAUUGGAGAAGAAGCCUUUGACCCAUGGAACACAGACCCCAUCCUUCAACAUACCAGUGAGCAGGAUCCUGCAGUGUCCAAAGGAUGGAAAGAUCAAACGCUGGAGGUGGCACCGGUGGCUACUGGAUUCAGACACUCAGCUCGCUUGCCGAUCUCAGAGGAGGUGCUGGAGGCUCUGCGGAGUGCGGACAGGAAAGGACGGGAUGUAGUGGUCGGACUGUCCAACGCCUGCUGCAAGUGGGGCUGUAGCAAGAGUGAAAUCAGUUCUCUCUGCUGAACCUAGUCUACUUAAACGUGCAUCUUGUCCUAUCACUCAUCACUUCUCAUAUCACUCAUCACUGUGAUUCCUCCAGUUUUUCAUAGUAACCAUUCAUGAAAUGACACUUCCCAUCCAACUUACUGUCCUUGUGUUUUGACUAAUGGAUACAGGAAUGUGAAUGUGUGUACAAAAGUAGUUUAUUGUGAUUAUAACAGAUUGAUAUAUAUGUAUAUGUUUAAUAAAGCGUUAUGGAGGUGU
Messenger RNA from Hippoglossus stenolepis (Pacific halibut), 914 nucleotides. It is a transcript of the gene rln3b, whose product is annotated as relaxin 3b. Gene Ontology annotation, molecular function: hormone activity. Gene Ontology annotation, cellular component: extracellular region. The transcript is spliced from 3 exons. The record is from RefSeq and is a predicted model, not a curated record. Bases 144 to 674 code for a protein of 176 amino acids. NCBI's taxonomy places the organism in Eukaryota, Metazoa, Chordata, Actinopteri, Pleuronectiformes, Pleuronectidae.